Molecule: messenger RNA, 498 nt
Organism: Alternaria infectoria
Lineage: Eukaryota; Fungi; Ascomycota; Dothideomycetes; Pleosporales; Pleosporaceae
Exons: 2
Coding region: 1-498 (165 amino acids)
Source: RefSeq, a predicted model, not a curated record
AUGUUCAAGAUCAUGUUGUUCAGUAUGCUGUAUGGUUACUUCGAGGGGCUUUGCAAGCAGUACCGCGAAACUCUAUCGGGCUUCAAACUCAUCAGGCCGUUCUUCAAGCCAUCCCUCGCUGUGCCGAAUGAACAGUCCGUACCACCGAUCCGAGAGAACUGGUGUAAGGUCUCCCCUCCUCAUGUCCAGUAUGCAAGACGCGUACUCAUCCUCCAAUCCGUAGACUAUCCCGCCGAUAUCGCCAACGAUCUCAAGGACUUCGACCUUCCACAGCGCAUCAAGGAAGAAGUAUAUGCAUGCGCAUGGGAGUACGCACGCUGCGUGAUUCCUCAGUACACCAAUUGGAAUCGCUAUGUGGCCUUCAUGCGUGUUAUCGUCAUCGGUAUCGUCGCGGAGUGCAAAGGCGACUUGGUACAGGUGUCAUUUGGCGACAAUCUUCUGGGCUACAACCUCACUGCUCUUCUGGACGAGCUCUUUCAGGGCACAACUGAACAGUAA